AUGGCCGAGGAGAAGACGUUUCGCUACGGGUUCAUCAUGCUGGGCUUCUUCCUGGUGAUGACUGGGAUGUUCAUCAUGAGCGUGGAGAAGCCCCAGAUCUACGCCACCUUCUGUGCUGGGGGCAUCCUGCUCAUUGCCGUGGGCGUCACAUGGAGCAUGUGCCAGUGCUACCCCAGGGUGACAUUUGUCCCUGUGCAGCCUGAGGCUGAGAAGUUUCCAGACCACAAAGCCACACUGCUGCUGGAGAAGGGCAACCUGGAGACACUCAGCCUGCAGGAUCCCUACAGCAGUGCCUACGAGAAGAGCCUGCCCUCCUACGAACAGGUCCAGGCAUCAGCACAGCCCCGGCCCCGCAGCUGCUCACAGGCACUGCUGCAGGCAAAGGCAGAGGUGCACCAGGAGUCGGGGGGACCCCAAGAAUCCCCCCAGGUGGCAGCCCCGCAGCUGGAGCCUGGCAGUUGCCCCUCCCAGCCGCCCCUGGGCCCUGCACCACUGGUAUCCCUCCUGGAGGACAUGGACACGGCCUCGCUGGAGAGCUCUGUGCCUGGCAGCCCCUCAUCACCCCAAAGCUGCUCUGGACAGGGGGAGCAGCCCGGCUCCCCACGAAAAGCCAGCAGGAAGGUGAAUGAUCUCUACUAUGGGCUGGGAGAGGGGUCAGACAUUCUCCUCGAGGACAGCGACCACCUUUUUGAGCCUGAAAAAUGA
Phasianus colchicus (ring-necked pheasant) is the source of this 705-nucleotide messenger RNA. RefSeq names its product barttin CLCNK type accessory subunit beta (gene BSND). Lineage: Eukaryota; Metazoa; Chordata; Aves; Galliformes; Phasianidae. Gene Ontology annotation, cellular component: basolateral plasma membrane. Gene Ontology annotation, biological process: chloride transport. The record is from RefSeq and is a predicted model, not a curated record. Gene Ontology annotation, molecular function: chloride channel regulator activity.